Molecule: messenger RNA, 4611 nt
Organism: Petromyzon marinus (sea lamprey)
Lineage: Eukaryota; Metazoa; Chordata; Hyperoartia; Petromyzontiformes; Petromyzontidae
Gene: G6PC1
Product: glucose-6-phosphatase catalytic subunit 1
Biological process (GO): glucose 6-phosphate metabolic process; gluconeogenesis
Cellular component (GO): membrane
Molecular function (GO): glucose-6-phosphatase activity
Source: RefSeq, a predicted model, not a curated record
UGAUCACAGUCGAGCCGAGAUCUGCGUUCACAGAGCCACAGCUGGAAUCAACUCACAUAGGACGAGCCUACGGCCAUCGAGUCAUAGGGCUUCAGGGUUCCAUCACUUCGCGUAGCAGUUUCCUGAAUUAGGUGCCUCGUCGGAAACGUCGGGUUGUUUUUUGUGUCAUUAUUGUAAUUAGUGUAUUGGGUAGAGCAAUACUUAGCAGCAGCAGCGGCGUCAACAACAUCAAUAUCACAUCUGGUGCCGAGAAAGGGUCCUUGUCCCGUGUCUGGUCUCACAACCUCUCAGUGGCCCCAGGUGUAGUGUCGCUGUUGUGGGCAGCACAGCCCAGCCUAUCCCAAACCACCGCAGCCAGGCCCAUUCCUAGCUCAGCAAAGUCCAGUCUGCACUCAUAUCUAACCCAGUCCUACUCUAAGCCUCGAGCGGUCUCGCCUAACCAAGAAGCCGAGUGCAAUCCUAACUCAAUCCCCAGCUCCAUCUCAACUUCAGCCCAGGCUCUCUGGCUCAGCUCCCCACAUCCUCCCCGGCCACCGACUUCGCCAUGGAGCGCCUGCACGGCGGAGAGGUGUCCGUGAUCCAGCACGUGCAGAGCGCCUUCAGCGGGCAGCAGAGUGCCCUCGACUUCAUGUCCAACGUGGGAGACAUCCGCACGGCCUUCCUCGUCUACUUCCCCAUCUGCUUCUACCUGCGCCGCGACGUGGGCAUCAGGAUGGUGUGGGCGGCCGUGCUGGGAGACUGGGUCAACCUCAUGUCCAAGUGGAUCCUGUUCGGACACCGGCCCUACUGGUGGGUUCACGAGACGACGUUCUACGUGAACAGCACCGUGCCCUACCUGCAGCAGUUCCCCAUCACCUGCGAGACGGGCCCAGGCAGCCCGUCCGGCCACGCGAUGGGCUCGGCCUGCGUGUGGUACGUGAUGGUGAGGGCCCUGCUGGACUCGCGCGCCGUGGCGGCCCGCGGGCCCGCCACCCGCCGCUGGCUCGGCGCGGCGCUCUGGAGCGCCUUCGCCGUCGUCCAGCUCGGGGUCGGCAUCUCCCGGCUCUUCGUCGCCGCGCACUUCCCCCACCAAGUGCUGCUCGGAGCGCUCGCCGGCAUGGUGGUGGCCGAUCUCUUCGGCUCCGUGUCCUGCAUCCACAACGCGCCGCUCUCGCGCUACGUGGGCACCAGCGCGGCGCUCUUCGCGCUGGCGCUCGGCUUCUACCUGGCGCUCCUCGCCGUCGGCGUCGACCUGCUGUGGACCGUCGCCUUCGCCAAGAAGUGGUGCCUGCACCCCGAGUGGGUGCACCUGGACAGCACGCCCUUCGCCGGCCUCGUGCGCAACCUCGGCGUGCUGGCGGGCACGGGGCUGGCGCUCAACUCGGGGCUGCACCGCGACGCGCUGGCGGGGGCCCGCGGCGAGGCGCCGGCGUUCCGCGCCGUCUGCGCCGUCGCCGCCGUGGUGACGCUGCGGCUGUACGACGGGGUCAAGGUGCCGAGCGACGACGAGCUGGCGUUCUACGUGCUUACGUUCUGCAAGAGCCUGCUGGUGCCGCUCAGCGCGCUGGCGCUGCUGCCGUACACGCUGCGCCACCUGCUCGACGCCGGAACGCGCCACCACAAGCUGGCUUAAGCCCCCCGCGGAUCAGCGGGGGGCGGCUUUGCAGGCGGUAGGGUUGCCUGCGCUCUCUAAAUUUCGAAUAAAAAAGAAACGGGACUUAUUAUAUAGGAAGGAGUACGUGCGACAAUGCCGGAGAGAGGGGUGGGGGGGGGGGGAGAAUGACAGGUCAACGCAUUGUCUCGGGGUGUACCGUUGUCAGACACCUGACAAAAGCCAGGACUUUUUAGUGUUAGUUUUUUUGUUCUGGAAAGACCGACAGACUACCCCGGACAGCUCGUCUAAAAAAAAAACGAGGGGGUGAUCCUGGGAAAACCAGGACGGGUGGCAACCCUAGCGGGCAGGCCUAAAGCUUCUCUCGCCCCCAACGGCUUGGGCAGGGCUUAAUUCCUCACUGAAUAUAUUCCCAGUCCUGGUCUAUUGAAGUGGCCAGUGACUAGUCGUAGACAUAGCAAGAGGUGUGCCGGAUCGCCGGUAAAGUUGAGUAAGGUGCACGAGACUGAUAGUUGCCACAGCGGUAGGAGGUAUACUGGACGCGGUGUGCCGACUGAACUUAAUCUCCAAGCGCGGGAGAUCUUUAGGGUGGCAUCAGGGGUGGGUGGUUUAGGGAGGACGUCUCCGCUCGACCGAUCGGAGAGAGGACAUGCCAUCGCCCUCCGGCCGCGCCACCGCCCUCCGGCCGGGCCCCCCAAACAGGGGCCCUAGCGGAGUUGCACCGCCUGCACACUCGGCAAACGGCCACAGGCCGCCGUCGGGGACGGGUGGAAAGAAAAACGGAGGGAACGAGCGAGGCAAAGACGACGACGGAACGGGGAAAAAAGGAGAAAGCGGCAAUCGACUGACACGGUCGCAGGGUGCAGGGAGAUGCAACGGACGAACUCAAAGGAGGACGGUGGCCGUGGAACUUUGCCGACUUGAGGGCACGCACGUGACGCAGUGUUGCUGCGGACCCGGUCCCGGCCCCCUCCCAUCGAAGUCGACUCGGCCUUGAGCGAGUACCCCGGUGUGAUGUGCAAUCAUCAGCGCUGCGGAAGGACAAAAGGUUGCCGGGCAUGGUGGUCGCCAUAUGACCCACCGGUGGGCCUUGCCAACCUCACAGUGGUGUUCGCUAACAGUGCUUGCCCCAAUAAGUCUGUUCAAAGGCUACAUGGCGAGGAGGGGGAUCUUUGUCUUUGUGUGGCGUUGGUUUAAGAGACCAAGAUGAGCGAGAGAGACGGAGAGAGGGCGGGUUCAAUGCGUGUCCCUGACACUAUUUAGUUAAGCUAGAACGUAUCUCAGUGAAACCCGGGUAAGUGCCGGGCUAGUGUUCAUGCGAUACGUUACCUAUACUCGUGUUUUUGCGACGUUGCCUUAUUAAGUUAAGUUAUUGCGAUGUAAUGCAAAAGCAGCUAUCGAAUGUACUACACGACUUUGCGAUUCCAGGACAAUGCACAAACAACAUGCGUUUUAAAAUCGCGUCGAAUUAUUUAAAAAGUACUAAAUAAAUAAAAAAAAUUCUACAUUUACGACAGUUUAUAAGCCUACACCUUCACUACAGUCCCAUCAUUUGCAAUCAAUAUUAUGGGCCCGAACACAAUGCUGACUUUUACAAAAAAAUAUUUGGCCAAAUAUCACAACCAGAAACUCUAUUGAAAGCGAGUCUUAAUACCGAAAGCGAAUCUUAAUACCAGUAGAGCAUCGCAUAACCGGCCGUCACAUAUACGUCCUGACCAAUUAACCGACCACACCCAGAGCAGCAUUGGCACGUGGUUGUUCACCAAUCUGACCUCUUUCACCACCGGCUCUGGGCUGUCAACGGGAGAUGAGCUGCGCCAAUGCAUAGAUGCUCGUUUGAGCAGGGAAAUCAAUGAGCCAUGAUCAUUCCACUGCUGGAUGAAGGCUUCUCCCAAGCCGCCAACAGGUCUCAGUCCUCUUGAGCAAUGCAAGUGAUUAUACUGGUCCUGUACUUCACCGAAACGAUUGCGCCAAUGUUUGCGUUAACGAAUUUUUGUUGUUGUCGAGCGUUAAGAGUUAAGGACGCGCUACAUCGAGGGUGUUGGGUCAUCGCGGACGGUUUCGUAAUGAGGUCGUUGCCACCCCUCGCAUAUAGUGCACAGUAGGCAUCGGCCGUCGUUGAGGUGUUUGCGAUCUCCUCGGAUUUAAGAUGCGAGUCUGAACACUCACUCGAGCGCAACGGCAAGAAUUCUCCCCCGCGAGCGCUUCCAGCAUUCAAUUUGUCCGUGCCGUGGUGUCGCGGCGAGUUCGCCGGAAACGCAAAUCCAGGGGUCGCCAGUUCUAUCCGAUCUACCGGCACGGAAGCUGUAGCUUUUGUACGUUCAACUGCUUUCGCACCGUACGUAGCCCAAACGCGCUGAUCGGAGCUGCUGGGGGAGGGACAACACACACACACACACAAAACUGUUGGAAAAAAAGAUGAAGUUUUCAACCUCGUUGAGACAAUGGUGCAAGUUUUCCUUAAAUCCCGCACACUUCCCACCACCACCACCUGUCCACUCUACAGUUAUCAUGAACUGGGUACACAACAGUUUAUUUGGUCGACAGGUGCUGGGGUAAAGUGUGGGUUGUAUGCGCCUACCUUUUCCCAGAUCUGACCGGUGCAUAAAAACUUGGGGACGCAAAUACCCUCGCGCAGGAGCGCCCUAGAUCUUCCCUCUACUCGGAGGCUCUUCCGCCAGCAGCGGCAGCGUGAGGGAGCAAUUGCGGGGGCUGCGCCUUAACCCAAAUCAAAACAAGCGAGGGUUUAGUGCCAUUUGCGGUUGCAACUGGCAGCUCAAGUGGAUAUUUGCCGCGUAGAAAUUAAAUUAAGAGCACUAAAACACUUAAGGACUUCCCGAUUGAACGAAAUCUAGCAAUUGCAGUUGUUGUCGGCGUUGCCCCACGUGCCGUCUGUACAAUGGUCGUUGUGGCGUUGUUGCUUAUGUUGCUGCUGCUGCUGCUGUUGCCGACUUCACGGAGAUGCACUUCGUUGCCAAUUUCAUUCAAAUAAAAAAAAACACAAAUCCUCGACUUGCUUA